Molecule: messenger RNA, 924 nt
Organism: Fusarium proliferatum ET1
Lineage: Eukaryota; Fungi; Ascomycota; Sordariomycetes; Hypocreales; Nectriaceae
Exons: 1
Coding region: 1-924 (307 amino acids)
Source: RefSeq, a predicted model, not a curated record
AUGACACCUGAAGAAAUCCAGAGCUACCUUCGAAGUCUCGCUGCCCCUCUGCGUAAUGACAUACCCACGCCUCUACUCCAUCGACCUAGCGAGGCCGGCCUUGAGUACCAGGAUGUCUUCUUUCCAAGCGAAGAUGGCAUUACCCUUGAGGCCUGGUAUAUCCCAAGACCUGGCUCGAACAAGCUUAUUAUCGUUAAUCACCCGCUUCGCUGCAACCGAUCGGGAUUCCCCGCUCACCUCGAGCCCUGGAAGGCCUUCCUCGGCGGCUCCAUGACUGGCAAUGAUUUCGAACUUAACUUCAUUCCCGACUUGAAGAUAUUGCACGAAGCUGGCUACAACGUACUCGCUUAUGACAUGCGUAAUUUCGGUAACAGCGGACAGGCCAACGGUGGCAUUUCCGGUACUGGGCACUUCGAGUCCAGGGAUGUAGUUGGCUCGUUGAACUAUGUCCGCAGCCGAGAGGAUACCAAAGACAUGACUGUUGGCCUCUUCAGUCGUUGUCUUGGCGGUAUAGCGACCUUUUUUGCCAUUCACCGUCGGCCAGAAAUAUUCAAGGAUGUCCGCUGUUUACUCGUACCGGAACCACUCUCGUAUCGACCUUUUGUCGAAAGGGCCCUCGAGAUGACUAGUCUUGACGACCACUUCGACGAGGUAAACAGAUUGGUCAAGAUUCAAUCAAGUUUCGACAUUGACGAGCUCUCUCCUAUACCGAUCAUGGGGAGUGUCCGUAUUCCAACAUUCAUUUACUCUGUACGCAACGAUAUUCUGACAAAGGAGAGCGAUGUACAAACCAUGUAUGACAGAAUCCCUGUUGAGGAUAAGCGAUUGCAUUGGGUUGAUGGAACAGUUCGGAUGAAGGGGUACACGCACUUCCAAGAGAACCCUCAGAUGUUUAUUGAGUGGUUGGCUCAACACAUGACAUGA